Nylanderia fulva is the source of this 556-nucleotide messenger RNA. It is a transcript of the gene RpL23, whose product is annotated as ribosomal protein L23. The record is from RefSeq and is a predicted model, not a curated record. Gene Ontology annotation, biological process: translation. Gene Ontology annotation, molecular function: large ribosomal subunit rRNA binding; structural constituent of ribosome. Lineage: Eukaryota; Metazoa; Arthropoda; Insecta; Hymenoptera; Formicidae. Gene Ontology annotation, cellular component: cytosolic large ribosomal subunit; ribosome.
GAUUACGUCACCUGGUCAUUAACAUCCCUAUCUCACAUCGUACGUAUAUUUCUUCUUUUCCAUUAAUUCAAGAUGUCGAAGAGAGGACGUGGUGGUUCGGCUGGAGCCAAAUUCAGGAUAUCCUUGGGUUUACCGGUUGGUGCGGUUAUCAAUUGCGCCGAUAAUACUGGUGCCAAGAACUUGUAUGUCAUUGCAGUACAAGGAAUCAAGGGCCGGUUGAACCGUCUGCCAGCAGCCGGAUCCGGUGAUAUGAUCGUAGCCACUGUGAAAAAGGGAAAGCCUGAACUUAGAAAAAAGGUGAUGCCUGCAGUGGUCAUACGACAACGGAAACCAUUUCGCAGGAAGGAUGGAACAUUUAUAUACUUUGAGGACAAUGCUGGUGUGAUUGUCAAUAAUAAGGGUGAAAUGAAAGGAUCAGCUAUCACGGGACCUGUCGCGAAAGAAUGUGCAGAUUUGUGGCCAAGGAUCGCCUCCAAUGCCAGCAGUAUUGCAUAAUUCAUUCUGUACAGAAUCUUGUGUGUCCUUUACUAAAAAAUAAAUCUAAAAAUAAAACCCA